Messenger RNA from Rotaria sp. Silwood1, 1737 nucleotides. NCBI's taxonomy places the organism in Eukaryota, Metazoa, Rotifera, Eurotatoria, Philodinida, Philodinidae. The record is from the annotation of a GenBank genome assembly.
AUGCCUACUAUUGGUGUUAAACGAAGUUUACUUUUUAAUGAACUUGGUCAAAAAUUUACUGAUGAAGAAUUUGAUCAAUUAUGUUUUGAUUAUGGAUUGGAAUUAGAUGAUAUUGAACCUUUACCAGAAACAAAUGGUGAAGAUGUAGAAUAUAAAAUUGAAAUUCCAGCCAAUCGUUUUGAUAUUCUUUGUUUGGAAGGUUUAAGUCGAGGAUUAAAAAUCUUCUUACAAAAAGCUGAAAUGCCAAAAUUUCAUAUAUCAAAUCAAAAAUUAAUUCGAAUGAAAGUUUUACCAAAUACUAAACGUAUACGUCCUAUUGUUGUUGGUGCAGUUCUUCGUAAUAUAACAUUUAAUACCGAUAGUUAUAAUAGUUUUAUAAAAUUACAAGAUAAACUUCAUUUAAAUUUAUGUCGAAAUCGAACCUUAGUUGCUAUAGGAACACAUGAUCUUGAUACAAUUAAACCACCAUUUAUAUAUGAUGCUCGUGAACCAAAACAAAUUAAAUUUCGUUCAUUAAAUCAAAAAGAUGAAAUGCGUGCUGAUGAAAUGAUGGAAUUUUAUCUUAAAGAUACGCAUCUUAAACGUUAUGUAUCAAUUAUUCAAGAUUCUGAUGUUUAUCCAGUUAUUUAUGAUUCAAAUAAUGUUGUUUUAUCACUUCCACCAAUAAUUAAUGGUGAUCAUAGUAAAAUAACUGUUCAAACAAAAAAUGUUUUUAUUGAAUGUACUGCUGUGGAUUUACAUAAAGCAAAUGUUGUACUUAAUAUUAUGGUAACAAUGUUUGCUCAAUAUUGUAGUAAACCAUUUGAAAUUGAAUCAGUAGAAGUUGAACAAGUCGAUGGAAAAGUAAUUGUAUAUCCGGAUUUAAAUGAUCGAGUUCAAGAUAUAUCAGUAAAAAAAAUUAAUCAACGUAUUGGCAUACAAGUCGAUGCUGAAAAAACAGCAGUACUUUUAAAUCGAAUGUGUCUUGGAACGAAAAUUAUUGAUUCUGAUACAAUACGUGUUAAUAUACCUGUAACACGAGCGGAUAUUCUUCAUUUUUGUGAUAUAGCUGAAGAUUGUGCCGUAGCAUAUGGUUUUAAUAAUAUUCGUAAAACAGUUCCACAAACAAGUUGUAUUGGAAAUCAAUUUGAACUUAAUCGAGUAUCUGAUCUUCUUCGACAUAGUGUUGCUGAAUGUGGUUUUAUAGAAGCAUUAACAUUUACAUUAUGUUCAUGUCCUGAUGUUGCAGAAAAAUUUGGAAAAAAUAUUGAAAAUAUUCCUGCAGUACAUAUUGCAAAUCCAAAAACCCAAGAUUUUCAAAUUGGUCGUACAUCACUUUUACCAGGUUUAUUAAAAACAAUUGCAAAUAAUCAAGGUACUGCAUUACCUAUUCAAUUAUUUGAAGUAUCUGAUGUUAUUCUUAAAGAUUCAACACGAGAAACUGGUUGUCGAAAUGAACGACGUUUAUGUGCAAUUUUUUAUAAUAAAACACCAGGUUUUGAAACAAUUCAUGGAUUACUUGAUCGAAUUAUGACAUUAGUUAAAGUACCAUAUAAUGAAAAUAGAACUAAUGAUAAAGGUUAUUAUUUAAAUAAUCAAUGUGAAGAUAGUGCAUUCUUUCCUGGUCGUCAUGCACAAGUCAUUGUUGGUGGUGAAAAUAUUGGUGUUGUUGGUGUUCUUCAUCCUAAUGUUAUUGAACAUUUUGGUUUAAAACUUCCUUGUUCUAUACUUGAGAUAAACAUUGAACCAUUUGUUUAA